AUGGAUGAUGCUGCCGUCCUCAAGCGACGAGGCUACAUCAUGGGAAUCAAUUUGGGAGAGGGCUCGUAUGCGAAAGUCAAAUCCGCUUACUCUGAGCGCCUGAAGUUCAACGUGGCGGUCAAGAUCAUCGACCGCAAGAAAGCCCCCACAGACUUCCUGGAGAAAUUCCUUCCCCGGGAAAUUGAGAUUCUGGCCAUGCUAAACCACCACUCCAUCAUCAAGACCUACGAGAUCUUUGAGACCUCUGACGGCAAGGUCUACAUCGUCAUGGAGCUCGGGGUCCAGGGCGACCUCCUUGAGUUCAUCAAGACCCGGGGGGCCCUGCAGGAAGACGAUGCGCGCAAGAAGUUCCACCAGCUGUCCUCAGCCAUCAAGUACUGCCACGACCUAGAUGUUGUCCACCGAGACCUCAAGUGUGAGAACCUUCUCCUCGACAAAGACUUCAACAUCAAGCUGUCCGACUUCGGCUUCUCCAAGCGCUGCCUGCGGGAUGACAGCGGCCAACUGACACUGAGCAAGACCUUCUGUGGGUCGGCGGCAUACGCGGCCCCCGAGGUGCUUCAGGGCAUCCCCUACCAGCCCAAGGUGUAUGACAUCUGGAGCCUAGGCGUGAUUCUCUACAUCAUGGUCUGCGGCUCCAUGCCGUAUGACGACUCCAACAUCAAGAAGAUGCUGCGCAUCCAGAAGGAGCAUCGCGUCAACUUCCCGCGCUCUAAGCACCUGACGGGUGAGUGCAAGGACCUCAUCUACCGCAUGCUGCAGCCGGACGUCAACCGGCGGCUGCACAUCGACGAGAUCCUCAGCCACUGCUGGGUGCAGCCCAAGGCCUGGGGCCUGUCCUCUGCAGCCAUCAACAAGGAGGGGGAGAGCUCUCGGGCCACCGAGCCCCCGUGGACUCCUGAGCCCAGCUCCGACAAGAAGUCUGCCACCAAGCUGGAGCCCAAGACCUGGGCAGAGACAAGACCCGAGGAGGAGGCGCUGGCGGUGCAGGUGUCAAGGCAGUCAGAGGCCAUGGGCCUCACCAGCGAGCAACCCAGCAAGGAGAUCAAGGAAGGGGCCACCCCGCAGCCUUCAGAGACACACACCUAG
Balaenoptera acutorostrata (minke whale) is the source of this 1089-nucleotide messenger RNA. It is a transcript of the gene TSSK1B, whose product is annotated as testis specific serine kinase 1B. The transcript has a single exon. Gene Ontology annotation, molecular function: tau-protein kinase activity; ATP binding; protein serine/threonine kinase activity. The record is from RefSeq and is a predicted model, not a curated record. Gene Ontology annotation, cellular component: cytoplasm. NCBI's taxonomy places the organism in Eukaryota, Metazoa, Chordata, Mammalia, Artiodactyla, Balaenopteridae. The coding region runs from base 1 to 1089 and encodes 362 amino acids. Gene Ontology annotation, biological process: protein phosphorylation; intracellular signal transduction; microtubule cytoskeleton organization.